Neurospora tetrasperma FGSC 2508 is the source of this 2387-nucleotide messenger RNA. RefSeq lists its product as uncharacterized. The record is from RefSeq and is a predicted model, not a curated record. Bases 1 to 2187 code for a protein of 728 amino acids. Gene Ontology annotation, biological process: glutathione biosynthetic process. NCBI's taxonomy places the organism in Eukaryota, Fungi, Ascomycota, Sordariomycetes, Sordariales, Sordariaceae. Gene Ontology annotation, molecular function: glutamate-cysteine ligase activity. The transcript is spliced from 5 exons. Gene Ontology annotation, cellular component: glutamate-cysteine ligase complex.
AUGGGUCUUCUAGCUUUGGGAACGGCUUUGGAUUGGCCAGAUGCCAAGCAGCAAGCACAUCUCGUCCGUGCCUGGGGCAUUAAGCAAUUACUCGAAAUAUGGAACAAGGCUAAGGGAAAGGAGCGUGACGCUAUGCUCUGGGGUGAUGAGAUCGAGUACUUGGUCGUCAACUAUUCCAAAGAUGAGCCUAAGGUUCUGCUCUCCCUUCGCCAGGCCGAUAUUCUCAAAGCCUUGGCCGACAGCAAGACUCUUAAGGUAACAGGAGACUGCGCUCCUGGAACUGAGGCCAACGCAGAUGCCGGGAACGUAACUCUUCCCGUUUUCCAUCCGGAAUUCGGAAGAUUCAUGCUCGAAGCCACCCCCGGAAAGCCAUGGGGCAUCGACUUCAAGGACCUGUUGACCGUUGAGGCCGACAUGAAGUUGAGAAGGUGCAUUGCCAAGGACCACAUGCUUUCGAAUGAGCAUCCCAUCACGCUCACUACUUUCCCCCGCAUCGGCAGCCCAGGAGUAUUCACUGAACCAUCAUAUCCCGUCUCCGGUCCCAAGCUGCGAUCGCAAUUUGUCCCUGACGAGAUCGCCAACCCUCAUAUUCGCUUCCCUACCCUUGCGGCCAACAUCCGUUCGCGCCGCGGCCGCAAAGUCCAGGUCAAUGUUCCAGUGUUCAGAGACGAGAACACCCCUUGGCCAUGGAAGGACCCAACCGUCAACUACGACCUACACAACUGGCCCGAGGACGAUGAUGUUCGUAACGGCGCCGCUCCCGACAACUUCAUUCACAUGGAUGCCAUGGCUUUCGGCAUGGGCAGCUGUUGUCUGCAAAUCACCUUCCAGGCCAAGAACAUCACCGAAGGCAGGAAGAUGUACGACCAGCUGAGCCCUCUAGGUCCUAUCCUGCUUGCGCUCACUGCGGCAACACCAGUGUACAAGGGCUUCAUUGCCGAUACCGAUGUCAGGUGGAACCAAAUCAGCAGGGCUGUGGACGACCGCACACCUGAGGAGCUGGGAGAAAAGCCCCUUAAGAACGACAGAUGGCGGAUUCCCAAGUCGCGUUAUGCUUCGAACUCAACUUACAUCUCUACCGAUUCCCGAUUGCGACCUGAGUACAUGGAUCCUAACCUCGUCAUCGACCCCGAGAUCAAGCAGCAGUUGCUCGACGGUGGCAUGGAUGACCGUUUGGCUACCCACUUUGCUCAUCUCUUCAUCCGCGAUCCUAUCGUCAUCUUUAACGAAGAUCUCCAGGAGCUCGACCUGACCAAGACGGAUCAUUUUGAGAAUAUCCAGAGUACUAACUGGCAGCACAUGCGCUUCAAGCCACCUCCGGCUGACAACAGCAUCGGUUGGCGUGUGGAGUUCCGGCCCAUGGAGAUUCAAAUCACCGACUUUGAAAACGCCGCCUUCUCCGUCUUCAUCGUUCUCAUUACCCGUGCCAUCCUUAGCUUCGACCUCAACUUCUACAUCCCUAUCGUGAAGGUAGAUGAGAACAUGGAGACCGCGCAUGCGCGCAACGCCAACCUCGAAAAGAAGUUUUGGUUCCGCAAGAAUCCAUUCCCCGUCCGCACAACCCGCAGGGGCGGCAGUGCCUCCAGAUCGGCUUCUGGCACCAGCACACCCAAUAGCGGAUCAAGCAGACCUGCCACCCCGCCCCUGGGCCCUGUCGAGGACGAGUACAGACUCAUGAGCGUCAAUGAAGUCAUCAACGGCACUGCGUACGCCAAGGCGACUUCCAAGGAGGUGACCGAGGAUGCCGAGGAGGGCGAAGAGUUCCCCGGUCUCAUCCCCUUGGUGGAAAGCUACCUCGACAGCGUCAACAUGGACGUCGCUACCCGUUGCGGACUCGCUCGCUACCUCGAUCUCAUCCGCAAGCGCGCCAGCGGAGAGCUCUGGACGGCGGCCAAGUGGAUCCGUGAGUUCAUUGCGAAGCACCCCGGAUACAAGAAGGACAGCGUGGUCUCGGAGGAAAUCACCAAAGAUCUCGUCGGCGCCGUUAUCGAGAUCGGCGAGAGGGAGAAGCGCGGGCUGGGUAUUGAUGACUUGAUCGGGCAGGUGCCGGAUCUGGAGAAGUUGUUCGGCGGGUUUCUCAAGGGUAAGAGCCCUUGCGGUGGUGGCCAGGCAGCUUUGGAGCAAAAGUUGAAGGAUGACGACGCCAAGGCGAACGGUGUAAAGAGGAAGUUCAACGAGGAAGAGUAGGGCGGGUCACGUCACUUGAUUGGCAAGGGCGAAAGUCCUGCUUGGUGAGGUUCAUGGCGGGAGCCGUAGCAUGUUAAAAGCCUAGGAAAGGAGCUGGAUAUGGGAAGGGAGAGUGGACGUUUGUGUUCUUUUGCAUCAUCGUUAGACUGCAUUGCCUUGGAUACGCUAAUCACGAUUAUUCGCAUGGUAUUUUCUUCUUG